Molecule: messenger RNA, 855 nt
Organism: Ylistrum balloti
Lineage: Eukaryota; Metazoa; Mollusca; Bivalvia; Pectinida; Pectinidae
Exons: 3
Coding region: 1-855 (284 amino acids)
Source: RefSeq, a predicted model, not a curated record
AUGCAGGAUUUGAAUCGUACAGAGAACAAUAGGAACAGAGAUUUGUUGGAGGUUGUUCUCCAAAACAAGGAGGAAGCUAGAUUAUCCUCUGCAGACCCUAUACAAAGGAUUGCUACCUCUUUGCAUGCAACUAACGGUAACCUCAGUCGCCCUUCAAGCUUCGUAUCCAAACGAAGCACAACAUUAUCGCAGUCUCAGGAGCACUUAAGCGAUGACGAACCCUCUAUGGUCCAGGAACGGAAAAAGAGUACAAACUCUGUUCAAAGCAGUAUAAUUGGUUUAGGCCUUCUUUGUAUUGUGUCGGUGGUACAAAGUGCAGUUUCAGUGCAAAUACUCUACUACAUAUCGGAGGCCCGCCGAGAUGAACAGUCCCCCAGGAAUGGGACAUUAUUGUCGACUCCAAAGGAUUUCGAUGACGUAUUAGAAGUUGCCACCGCGUUCUGCACAUUUGUGCUCGUGCUGUGUGUAAGCUGUUUACUAGUAUGCUCUAUGCAAUGUUUCUUUGCCUCCAGGAUUCUUCAAGUGGCCGAGGGAGAAGAAAGGGCCGCCAAGUUCCUGAGAGAGUGCUCCAGCAGUCGGGUGAUCGCAGUACUUGGAUUCUUCGUCGCCUUGCCAGCUUUCCUCAUAACGCUGAUUCUGUUUGUGGUGUUACGACUGGACUCAACCCCUGCUGUCACCGCCACUGUCAUUAUGUCCAUCGGCGUCCUCUUCGGUAUCCUCAGCGUCAUGCAGAACAUUUACCACUGGCACUACGAAAUAUCUCGUGCGGCAGACGGACUUCCGGUUUACGACACGAAUUUACAGAAAUCUCUGCAAGAGCGAAAACCAAGAAAUGAACUUAAUACACUUGUAUGA